UUCUCACUAGGGCUAAUUCUCAAGUAAGACGAGGAUGGGCCUCCCUCUAUUCUGUCUCCAUGGUUACCUAACCUCCCGCUGUAGUGACACCGACAACAUCGUCCCACAUAGCGCACGCGCGUUAGAUAAGCCGGUGGAGGCGACUAUGGCAGUCGCUGCCGUGGCGCAUGCGCUUUGAAGUAGCCUCGCUGUGGCAAUAAUGGCGGCGGCUCCGCGGUGCUGACUAUGCGCCGGUCUUCCCGCGUCGUGUCCGCCGAGCUUUGCUGCUUGGCUCAGUCCCUAUGAGGAGGCAGCGGCAGCUGGGCGGCCAUGGGCUCGCUAAGCAGCCGGGUGCUGAGGGGGCAGGUGGGAGCCCCGCGCGGCGGAGGAGAGGCGUCGUCGUCCGCGGCGACUGUGGCCGUGAAGGGGGACGGCAGCGGCGGGAGCAGAGGAAGCCGCGGAGGGACGGCCAAGAGGAAGCGGGGCGGCCCUGGCGAUGGCUCGAGCGACAGCGAUAGCGACGGGGAGGGCGAGCGGGAAGAGCGGCUGCUGAACACCCCCAGAAGGAAAAAGCUAAAAAGUACCUCCAAGUAUAUUUAUCAGACUCUGUUUUUGAAUGGUGAAAACAGUGAUAUUAAUAUUUGUGCCCUGGGAGAAGAGUGGAAUUUGCACAAGGUAUACUUGUGUCAGUCUGGCUACUUUUCCAGUAUGUUCAGCGGUUCGUGGAAGGAAUCGGGCAUGGAUACAAUAGAACUGGAAAUUCCUGAUCAGAAUAUUGAUAUAGAAGCUUUACAGGUGGCCUUUGGUUCACUUUAUCGAGAUGAAGUGUUAAUAAACCCCAGCCGAGUCAUUGCCCUCCUAGCAGCUGCCAGCAUGUUGCAAUUGGAUGGCUUAAUUCAGCAGUGUGGUGAGACAAUGAAGGAAACAAUCAAUGUGAAAACUGUGUGCAGUUACUAUAAUUCUGCAGGAACAUAUGGAUUAGAUUCGGUUAAGAAAAAGUGCCUUGAAUGGCUGUUGAACAACCUGAUGACACAUCAGAGUGUGGAACUCUUCAAAGAACUAAGCAUAAACCUCAUGAAACAGCUGAUCAGUUCCUCUAACCUGUUCGUAAUGCAAGUGGAGAUGGAUGUGUAUACGGCUCUCAAGAAGUGGAUGUUCCUUCAGCUAGUGCCUUCUUGGAAUGGAUCACUAAAGCAACUUUUAAGUGAAGCUGAUGCCUGGUUUUCCAAGCGCAGAAAAGAUUUAGAGCACGGCCUAUCGUUCUUAGAGUCUGAACAAGGACGUCCAUUUCUGACAGUGUUCAGACAUUUAAGGCUGCAAUAUAUAGUUGGUGAUCUGGUAUCUGCAAGAAUUAUUGAACGAGAUAGUUUGAUACCGGAAGAGUGGCUGUCCUCUGUUUACAAACAGCAGUGGUUUGCCAUGCUCAGAGCAGAACAAGACAAUGAUAUUGGGCCUCAGGAAAUCAAUAAAGAAGAACUUGAAGGAAACAGUAUGCGAUGUGGCAGGAAACUCUCCAAGGAUGGUGAUUAUUGUUGGCGAUGGACGGGUUUCAACUUUGGCUUUGAUUUGCUGGUCACCUAUACCAACCGUUACAUCAUUUUCAAGCGCAAUACACUGAAUCAGCCAUGCAGUGGCUCAGUCAGUUUGCAACCCCGGAGGAACAUUGCUUUCAGGUUGCGUCUGGCUUCUUUUGAUAGCAGUGGAAAACUAAUUUGCAGUAGAACUGCAGGAUAUCAGAUAUUAACCCUUGAAAAAGAUCAGGAACAGGUAGUGAUGAACUUGGACAGCCGACUGUUGGUCUUUCCUCUGUAUAUUUGUUGUAACUUUCUAUAUACUUCCCCAGAGAAAAGAAUGGAGAAUGAUGGGCCGCCAGAUAACUUGGAAAACUGAGCAUUAUCUUAAGAACUCGGCACUGUUAAUCCAUUUUCUUGAAUGCUUUAAUACACAUGCUGCAUUGGUGCACAGAGGGGAACAGAAUUAAAAAGCCUUAUGUACUGUAACAGAUAAAAUGCAACUUCUACUACUUACUGUACAUUCCUAUGCAUUUCUGAAACAUUUACUAUUAAUUAUGGCAAACGUGUUUUUUAUAUGCAUCAUCAGUGGAGGCUGCACAUUUGGCAAUUAGAUCCCCCCCUGCCUAUUACAAACUGAAUUGCAGCUGGCAAAACUGGGCCUGUUUAAAUGUUAAUAAUCUGUUUGUAUAAUCCAUGACAUCUGUUACACUUACGUUAAUCUGUUAUUUAAUGGUACCUAGGUUUUGUUCUGAAUGGUACUUAGGUUUUGUUCUGGCAGAACUUUAUACAUUUUAAGGGUUGGUUGUUCUCUCCCUGAUCUAAAAAAAAAUAUAUCUGCCUUGACCCCUUUGGGUUUUUUUUAUUCAUUAAGCAUUUUCGGAUGUAUUCAGUUCAAUCCUUUUAUGUAAUAUAUGUUUACAUGUAUAUUCUACUUGUUCUCAAAGUAUUUUUUUUAAACAUUGGAUGUAUUUUUAAACUUUGCUUUGCACAGGAGAAGAGAUGAAUUUAGCAGUUCCAAUCAUGCAGUUUUGGUGCAGUGAAGGCACAUGCCUCCAUAUUUGAGGAGUAUUCCCCCCCCCCCCCGUGCCAUUAAAGCACAGAGCCUUCCCCAGUUCCGAAAUGUGUGAAGAGGUUCUUGCUGAUAAGAUUACCAGAUCCAGAGAGGUCCCUGUCUUUAAGAGUUGCAUCAGAAAGAUUCUGGCCACCUCGGCUUCUCCUUUCAGCACAUCUUUGUCGUAGCAAGAACCACUCCUGUGACAUUCUGAAUCAUAUGACACUCUUAAACGCACAAGAGGCCCCUCGGGUUCUGAGCCAAGCACCAUUUUUAGCUCACUUGGAGACGUGUGGAUUGGAGCAUGGAUUGUGGUUCAAACGCUCGAGAAGAACUUUAAGAAACGCUUUCGUCUUUGAGAACUCUCCGUGGUGUGCCUUGCACCUCCUCCGUCUUUCUCAUAUGGGCCUGUCAGAAAUUUUCACAUAGAAUUCCGUUGAAGCCAAAUGUGUGCCAAGGAGAAGAUUUUGAAGGAUGAUAGUUUCAGUAAUCCUUAUCCUGAUUACGCUCAGGAACUUGUGACCUUGGAGUGCCUUUUGAGUUAUAUGUGCAUUUGAACAGUUUUCGCAUCACUAGGUUGGAGGAUCCAAAAAUAGGAACCAAGAUCAUAGAUGUCUUGGAUUGGUAUACAAAAAAAGAGAUCCAUGGAAGGCGAGAUGUAAACUUUUACGUCAUUUGUAUAUACCUGAUUAUUUUCUUUCUUUUUGGGUUUGCUGUUGUAUCUUAAAUUUUGUUAGUAGCCUAUUUUGUAAUAUUACUUUAAAAAAGUAUUCUUUUUAUGCUAUGAAGAUAAGUAACAUGUUCAGCAAUUUGAAACUAUGUUGAAUUGUGAAUAAACAUCUACAAUUAUAA
Eublepharis macularius is the source of this 3396-nucleotide messenger RNA. It is a transcript of the gene GMCL1, whose product is annotated as germ cell-less 1, spermatogenesis associated. Gene Ontology annotation, molecular function: protein binding. Gene Ontology annotation, biological process: germ cell development. The transcript is spliced from 14 exons. The record is from RefSeq and is a predicted model, not a curated record. The coding region runs from base 310 to 1869 and encodes 519 amino acids. Lineage: Eukaryota; Metazoa; Chordata; Lepidosauria; Squamata; Eublepharidae.